Molecule: messenger RNA, 273 nt
Organism: Rotaria sordida
Lineage: Eukaryota; Metazoa; Rotifera; Eurotatoria; Philodinida; Philodinidae
Source: the annotation of a GenBank genome assembly
AUGGCUCAAGUAAUCUUAGUACCAGUACAACAAUGGGCAUGGGUGAUACGAACACCACAAUGGGUAUGGACAUAUCCAGAAACAACAACUGAUGAAGUUUUACGUAUAGAACGAACAAUAGAACGAGGUUUUACUCAUUUAUCAAAUUUAAUCAGUCUUCAUUAUUAUAGUUCAAUGACAAACUAUGAUUUCACUCAAAUCAUCAAACCAAAUCAAUACGCAUGCUUUUUAAAUGUUCAUAUAGAACAGACACGAAUAAUUGUUUGGAAAUAA